AUGGCGAUAUUGUGGACAACGGGGCAGCAGCAGCAGCAGCAGCAGCAGCAGCAGCAGCAGCAGCAGCAGCAGCAGCAGCAGCAGCAGGAGCAGGAGCAGCAGCAGCAGCAGCAGCAGAAGCAGAAGCAGCAGCAGCAGCAGAAGCAGCAGCAGCAGCAGCAGCAGCAGCAGCAGCAGCAGCAGCAGAAGCAGCAGCAGCAGCAGAAGCAGCAGCAGCAGCAGCAGCAGCAGCAGCAGCAGCAGCAGCAGAAGCAGCAGCAGCAGCAGAAGCAGCAGCAGCAGCAGCAGCAGCAGCAGCAGCAGCAGCAGCAGCAGCAGCAGCAGCAGCAGCAGCAGCAGCAGCAGCAGCAGCAGCAGCAGCAGCAGCAGCAGCAGCAGCAGCAGAAGCAGAAGCAGAAGCAGAAGCAGCAGCAGCAGCAGAAGCAGAAGCAGCAGCAGCAGGCAGCAGCAGCAGCAGAAGCAGAAGCAGGCAGCAGGAGCAGGAGCAGGAGAAGCAGCAGCAAGUCUGAUUCAGAGCCACCAGUGAAAAUGAACCUUGCUGACAACAUCUUAUCUUAA
This is a messenger RNA of Guillardia theta CCMP2712, 558 nucleotides long. RefSeq lists its product as hypothetical. Lineage: Eukaryota; Cryptophyceae; Pyrenomonadales; Geminigeraceae. The record is from RefSeq and is a predicted model, not a curated record. The transcript has 2 exons. Bases 1 to 558 code for a protein of 185 amino acids.